AUGACAGACGAGGAACCUUCGCUGAACAUACCGUCGCUUCUCACUCUAGCGGUUGUAUCGUACUUUGUGCUCCGAUGGUUCUUUCACCGCGAUGAAAGCUCCGCAGGAGGAAGCCGAGGCCGGGGGCGUGGCAAUGUCGUCGAUCCGGCGCAGGUGGAACAGAUCGCGCAGAUGUUCCCUCAACUGAGCACUCGGGAUAUAAUGUGGGAUUUGCAGCGUAAUGGGGGAAGUGUUGCCGCAACGACAGAGAGGGUUCUGACUGGACGGGGCCUGGAGACGCCUCCUCCUUCGUUCCAACCCCAGGUCUCAAUUCCCCCCACCAACAUCCCACCAAGGCAGACCGCCACGACCGCAUCCGUACCCAAAGCGGACACGCAGGACUUGAUAUCUCGGUAUAAUCUGACUGAAAAGGCCAAAAGCCCUGCUGCGGAGUCACAACCUGAUAUACCUUCCAAGUCCUCCUGGUCUCAGAACAAGGAAGAGCGCCAGCGGAUACUGCAAAAGCGUCGGGAUGAUAUGAUCUUGGCCGCGCGGAGGAAGAUGAUGCAAAAGAAUCAAAGUGUUGCCCAAUGA
Penicillium digitatum Pd1 is the source of this 573-nucleotide messenger RNA. RefSeq names its product CUE domain-containing protein. Gene Ontology annotation, molecular function: ubiquitin binding. The record is from RefSeq and is a predicted model, not a curated record. NCBI's taxonomy places the organism in Eukaryota, Fungi, Ascomycota, Eurotiomycetes, Eurotiales, Aspergillaceae.